Molecule: messenger RNA, 306 nt
Organism: Hydatigera taeniaeformis
Lineage: Eukaryota; Metazoa; Platyhelminthes; Cestoda; Cyclophyllidea; Taeniidae
Source: the annotation of a GenBank genome assembly
AUGUGUUUACUCUGGUGGUGGAUAUGGUGCAGGCCUCAGGAAGUGAGUAUUGUUGGAUGCCACGUACUUAUCACUGGUGGUUCUUCGGGUAUUGGAUUGGCACUGGCCGGCGAAGCUCUGCGCCGUGGUCCUGCACGCCUCACUCUUGUAGCGCGCGAUGUCAACCGUCUGGAGAAAGCGCGUGCCACCCUGAUCGAAGCCUACGGCACCGCCUGUGAUCUGCGUACCAUCUCUCUUGACAUCACCGCUCCCUAUGAAGAAAUUAAACAAAGUCUGCUGGUCACUCACAAUGGUGCGUUAAACUGA